Molecule: messenger RNA, 1210 nt
Organism: Mytilinidion resinicola
Lineage: Eukaryota; Fungi; Ascomycota; Dothideomycetes; Mytilinidiales; Mytilinidiaceae
Product: N-terminal nucleophile aminohydrolase
Exons: 2
Coding region: 143-973 (276 amino acids)
Cellular component (GO): proteasome core complex
Molecular function (GO): threonine-type endopeptidase activity
Source: RefSeq, a predicted model, not a curated record
ACCUCACCUAACUAUACAUCACCCCAACUCCCCCUCUCAGCCAUCUACAUACUCCCUUUAACCUCUCUCGACUGCUUCUGACAGCCGGAGAGAAUCCUCAUCACCCUCACCAACAACUCAAACCCCCGACAUCACCGCCGCCAUGCCCGGCUUCGAUUUCUCCAACCACAACCGCAAUGCUGCUCUGCACGCCCAGGGCGUCCCCCUCCCCAAAGCCACGAGCACCGGUACUACAAUCGUCGGCUGUAUAUACGAUGGGGGAGUUGUGAUUGCCGCCGACACACGAGCAACCAGCGGGCCCAUCGUAGCAGACAAGAACUGCGAAAAACUUCACUACAUCGCCCCCCAAAUCUGGUGCGCCGGCGCUGGCACCGCUGCCGACACCGAAUUCACGACCGCCAUCAUCUCCUCCAACCUCGAGCUGCACGCGCUCUCCACGGGCCGCAAGCCCCGCGUCGUAACCUGCAUGACGAUGCUGAAGCAGCACCUCUUCCGCUACCAAGGCCACAUCGGCGCCUACCUCGUCGUGGCGGGCGUCGACCCCACGGGCGCGCACCUCUUCACCGUGCACGCGCACGGGUCCACCGACAAACUCCCCUACGUGACCAUGGGCUCGGGCUCGCUCGCCGCCAUGUCCGUCUUCGAGACGCAGUGGAAGAGCGCGCUGAGCAAGGACGACGCGGUGAAGCUGUGCGCGGACGCGAUCCAGGCGGGUAUCUUCAACGACCUGGGCAGCGGGAGCAAUGUGGACGUGUGCGUGAUCACGGCGGAGAAGACGACGCUGAUGCGGAAUUACAUCACGCCGAAUGUGCGGGAGAGCAAGGCGCGGAAUUAUCGGUUCAAGCGGGGCACGACAGCCGUGUUGAAUGAGAAGGUGAUUACGCGGGAGGAGAUUAGUAAGUAUGUUACGGUGCACGAGUUGGAUGAGCAGAGCGUGGCGGGGGUUGGGGAGGUCAUGGAUGUGGACUCGUAGGUGGGUCAGGUCGAGGUAGGGGAUGAGAGGAGUGGACGGUGAUGAAAGCAGUGUACACUGGGCGUUUGGGCGACGAUCAUGCUUUCAGUCUAUCCAGCGGUAGAAGAGCAGGUCAACAGUUCGUAAUAUUGCAAUCAUGAAUGCUCGAAGCAUGUAGUCCAAUGCUAUUCUUUACGAGCUACAUACGUGCUACAAAGAUAGAGGAAAUGAAACGAUUUCUUUUCCACUGCCCCUUAC